Molecule: messenger RNA, 1755 nt
Organism: Penicillium antarcticum
Lineage: Eukaryota; Fungi; Ascomycota; Eurotiomycetes; Eurotiales; Aspergillaceae
Product: translation initiation factor eIF2B subunit delta
Exons: 2
Coding region: 1-1755 (584 amino acids)
Source: RefSeq, a predicted model, not a curated record
AUGAAUAUACACGAGCAUCGGCGGCGGUUAGGGCUGCGCCGCUCGGUGGGCCGCUUAUGGCAUCACUUCUUUUUCCGUGAGUCAACCCUCUCCCUCUCCCCACCAAACCUAAGCUCCAAAAAGAGCAACCCCUCCAACAAAAUAAUUGAGUUAAUCAUGGCCGAACCCACCAACCCAGCGCUAACAGCGCCCUCGCCAGCCGCCAUUCCAGCAAGCGAGCCCCAAACCCAAUCCCUCCCUAUCCGCGACUCAAAACCCGCCAAGCCAGUCGCCAAAGACGCCGCCCCAACUGACGGCGCCGGCGACGCCGACAAAGCCCUCACACCAGCUGAACUGAAGAAAAAAGCCAAAGCCGAAAAGGCUGCCCGUCGCGCGCGCGAGAAGGUAGAGAAAGAGCAGGUUGGUGGCCCAGCUGGUGGUGCCGCGCCUGGUGCUGGCGGUGCCGGUCGUGGCGGUGCACCGGCCACGCCGAAGAAGGAUGCUGGUGCUGGUGCUGCGCAGAAAGGUGGGAAGGCUGCGCCUCCGCGUCGCGGGUCGGGACCUGUUGGCGCGGGUGCGCCUGCUGAACAGAAGCAAAAGAAGGAUGAUAAGAAGGUUGCUGUUUUUGGUCAUUUGUAUGGUCAGCAGCGCCGGACUACUGUUGCGGGUGCCGGCAAGGAGGUUCAUCCUGCUGUUCUGGCUUUGGGAUUGCAGUUGAGGGAUUACGUUGUUUGUGGUAGUAGUGCGCGUUGUGUUGCUACUUUGCUUGCUUUCAAGCGGGUCGUUGAAUCUUAUACUACCCCUCUGGGUACUUCGCUCGCUCGCCACUUGACCACACAUCUUUCCCACCAGAUUACAUAUCUUUCGACGUGUCGGCCUCUUUCGAUCACUCAGGGCAAUGCUAUUCGUGCUUUGAAGUUGGCUAUUGCUGGAAUUGAUCCUUCUACACCGGAGUCCUCCGCUAAGGCUACAUUGUGUGACUUUAUUGACAGCUUCAUCCGUGAGAAGAUUACUGUUGCCGGCCAGGUGAUUGCCGACAGCGCGGCGCAAAAGGUUCAGGAUGGUGAUGUGAUUGUGACAUUUGCUGGCAGUAAUGUUGUCAAGGAAACGCUUCUGUUAGCACACAACCAAGGCAAACGCUUCAGAGUUUCAAUCAUCGACUCGAGACCCCUGUUCGAAGGCAAGAGCCUCGCACGCGCACUCGCCAAGGCCGGAUUGGAUGUGCAGUAUACCCUCGUCCAUGCCACUACUCAUGCCAUCAAGGACGCUACCAAGGUCUUCCUGGGAGCGCACGCCAUGACAAGUAACGGCGGUCUGUACUCUCGUGUCGGUACCGCUCUAGUUGCCAUGUCCGCCAAAGAACGUGCCAGUGGCGUUGAAAUCCCCGUCAUCGUCUGCUGCGAGACUGUCAAAUUCACCGACCGCGUCGCUCUCGACAGCAUUGUCGUCAACGAAAUCGCCGAUGCCGAUGAGCUGGUCUCCUCCCUACCCCCUCAACAACUUACCGGCCUGCCGGACCCCGGAGCCAACUCCCCUGCCCCGAUUGACAAUAAGAAGGGCGGAAAACCUACCUCUGCCGCACCCACACCUGAGACAUCCGCUGCAUCAUCUUCAACAUCUCCGCUAGCAAAUUGGAAGGACACACCCAAUUUGCAGCUGCUGAACAUCAUGUACGAUGUUACACCUGCCGAGUAUGUCGAUAUGGUCGUCACCGAGAUGGGCAGUCUGCCACCUAGCGCCGUCCCCAUUGUCCACCGCAUGAGCACGAAUCUGUGA